Messenger RNA from Grus americana (Whooping crane), 3236 nucleotides. RefSeq names its product family with sequence similarity 13 member C (gene FAM13C). NCBI's taxonomy places the organism in Eukaryota, Metazoa, Chordata, Aves, Gruiformes, Gruidae. The transcript has 14 exons. The record is from RefSeq and is a predicted model, not a curated record. The coding region runs from base 71 to 1891 and encodes 606 amino acids.
CCAUGUUUGUGCAUGUGUUCCUACAACUGAGAAGGAUACAGGGAGCCUGCCUGCCUUGCUGAAUUAGCUGAUGUUUUCUUGUUUCUGUUUCAGCAUUCAGGAUAAUUCCUUCAACACAACAGCUUUAGCAGAGUGUGACGGGGAUUCAGACUCUGCACAUGAAGAUCAAGCAGCCAGUUCCAGCCCCAGAGAUGAUGAUAACAAAGAAAAUUGUCCAGACAACGCUGCUGUCUUAGAGGAAAGGCAGCUGCCUUUGCAAGAUACUCAGCAGCACAAGCAGCUGGCCGUAAUUGACUACGCUGUAAAGCCUGAAAUGGGCAACUUAAAGCUAAGAAAACCUAAGCCCAUUGCAAAGCUAGAAAAUGGGAAAAGCCAUGAGGAAAGUCAGGAGCUAGAAAGUGCAUUGCCGGGCCUUCCAGAGUGGCAGGGGAAGGCUGGAUCCUCAGCUAAUGACUAUGAACAGAAUGUGGCUUUCAGAUGCCAGGAAGCAGUCGUGAGAUUUCAACCAAGAAUAGAUCAGAACACAUGCAUUUCACCAAAAGAAGCAACUGAGCCAUUUCACAGCUUAAAUGAGAAUUCUUUGUUGAAGCUACAAGCCCUUGAAACCGAUCUGUGCUCAGCAUUUCUGCCAACCCAGGAAGAAACUCCUCAGCUGCCGGCACCCAAGGAUCCAGCCCCUUCAUCAGUCCAAACCAGUGUGCAAGCUGAUGGGGCCAGUUAUGGAGAGCCUGUGCCAGCCCACAGAGACUGGCAGAAUGACAUGGACAGCAGCCCACAAGAACAUCACUCCCUAGGGACCAGUCGACUGCUGUAUCACAUUACGGAUGGAGACAAUCCUCUCUUGUCACCACGCUGCUCUAUCUUUAGCCAAAGCCAGAGAUUUAAUUUGGACACAGAGUCUGCCCCUUCUCCACCAAGUGCUCAACCUUUCAUGAUGCCAAGAAGUUCUUCUAGAUGUAACUGUGAAGAGUGCAAAGAACCACAAACAGUAGCACAACUUACCAAGCAUCUUCAGAGUCUCAAGAGAAAAAUUAGGAAGUAUGAAGAAAAGUUUGAGCAAGAAAAAAAAUACCUGCCUUCACAUGGUGACAAGACUUCCAAUCCUGAAGUUCUGAAAUGGAUGAAUGAUUUGGCCAAAGGUCGUAAGCAGCUCAAAGAGCUGAAACUCAGAAUGUCGGAAGAGCAAAACUGUAUCUCUAGAGUACCCCAAAGAAAUGAUUGUUGUGAAAGCACUGGGAGUCCUAAAGAGGCUGGGACACAGGAGGCCACAAGCGUGGAACCAGCUCCCUCAGUAGAAGAAACCAUGGAUAGUGUAUUGAGACGAUUAAAGGAGAAAAGACAACACUUUAACCUUCCUGAGACUAUUAAGGUAACUAAGCAAGAAAAGAGUCUCAUAAAACCCCUUUAUGACAGAUACAGAAUUAUCAAGAAACUUCUCGCAACUCCAUCUUUGAUCACAACAAUUCAGGAGGAGGAAGACUCAGAUGAAGACCAUCCUCAGAGCAGCCAUGAGUUAUCAUCUGGGCCAAUAUCUUGCCUCCCUGUGGAUGAGCACCUGUGUUACUCUCAGGAGGAGAGUGAGCCUGCAUAUGUUUCACCUCUGGAUGAAAAGAAAGUUUUCAGGCAAACAGCCUUGUCGAUGUCCAAUUUACAUGAGGCAACAAUGCCCGUUCUGCUUGAACAUCUCAGAGAAACAAGAGCAGAUAAGAAAAGGCUUCGCAAAGCUCUGAGGGAGUUUGAGGACCAAUUCUAUAAACAAACAGGAAGGAGUCCUCAAAAAGAAGAUCGGGUGCCAAUGGCCGAGGAAUACUCCGAAUACAAGCACAUGAAAGCCAAAAUCAGGCUCUUGGAGGUUCUCAUCAGUAAGCAUGAUAUUUCCAAAACGAUUUGAAGCAAAUGCAAUGCUGUGAUAUUGUUCUCUAGCAAAAAACCCAAGCAAACAAGUAAUGAAAAAGAGGAAGUAAUUUUACAGGUCUUGGUCUGCUGCACAAUUAUUUGAUACACUGAGAUUUUUGAUGCACUUUACCAAUUAUACUAGCUGAGAUGAGAGAGGACAGCAAUAUGCAAGAAUAUUAAGCACGGGGGAGUGGACUAUAGUAUAUAUUUUUUCCUUUUGAAAAAGCCUUGAAGUGCACUGUGAGAAUGUUAGAAAUUAAAAGGACACUGAAGUAUUGUAGAUCGUCAGUUUGACCUGCUCUUAGUUUUAAAAAGUGUGAGGAAAUGCUCUCCAGGUUUUAAGUACAUCUUAGUACAUGAUAAUGUACCACACAUUUCUUUCCAGAAUGAACAUGCACUAUGAUUAACUAUUAAUGUUGGUUCUCAGUGUGCUGAUUCACUGGAGCAAAAGAAACACGAGCUUAAAACAAAUGAAGGAAAAACUCAUGAAUGUACUCUGUCUUUCAAGACAGUGUUGCCAUUCAAUUCCAGCAGUUUCAAAGGUGCAUGCAAAGAACCAGUGCCAGGAUUUGGUCUAAAAUUCUGGGAGUAGAGCAAAGGGAUGCUGCCUAUGCAAAAAAAAAAAAAAAAAAAAAAAAAGGACAGAGCAUGACUGCCAAAUAGAACUAUUAGGUUUUUAGAAAUAAGAGAAAGUGUUUGUCAAAAAUGAAAUAGAUACAGUUUACUGGGAAGAGAUAAAACAAAUGUACUGGCUGCUCUCCUUUUCACUAUGGUUCACAGGACCUGGCUCACGGUACUUAAAAUUCAGUAAAUAGAUCAACUACAUGCUAAUUUUAUUUCUGUAUUAAACUUUGCACUUUAUUUUGCCUGACGCUAUAACAUUUGCUUUUCUAACUACCAAAGCUCAUUUAGACGCAUGCACUUUGUAAAAUGUCAAAGUAUUUCUUGUGUUAUAAAUUGCCACAUAUAUAUAUAUUAAAACAAGACUAGAUUAUUGCAUUAUGCUAAGAUAUUUUGGAUAGAUAAAGUACAUGGUAUAUAAUUGAGUGUCACAGUUAUCUGAUGAGGAACGCUAGACUUCUUGUUUACUAAAAAUAAGAUUAUAAAAAAGAUAUUUUUCCAUUGGAAUUAUGCAUCUUUCUUAACUUUCAGAGUAUCACACUUUGUAAUAUUAAGGAGAUUUUUUCACUACUUGUGAUAGAUCAUUUGUGUGAAAAGUGGACUAUUAACAGAAGGAUUAUCAGAGGGUUUUGUACUAGAAAUGAAAAGCACGGAUUCUGGGAAAUACCUAGCCCAGACGUGAAGGAAGGAAGAAUAAAAUAAAAAAAAUGGACUUGAGU